AUGCGCUCACUGAAUCUCAACCUUUUGCAACUGCGGAUGCCAAGACUCAAGAAGCAUGGCAAUAUGCCAAUAAGCAGCAAAGAAGCCAAGGCUAUUUGGGAAGCCUUGGUAACAAAGUUUACUGUCGAAGAUGCAACCAAGCAAAAAUUCAUCAUAGGAAAAUACAAUCAAUGGCAAAUGACUGAUGACAAGGAGAUGAAAAUUCAAAUCACUGAAUAUCAAAUGCUGCUAGAGGACUUGAAAAAUGAAGACAUCAAUCUUCCUGAGAAAUUCGCUGCAGGCAUGCUGAUUGAAAAGCUACCUGAGUCAUGGGCUGACUAUAAAAAUAACUUGAAACACAAGGAGAAAAAUUAUACCAUGGCUGAGCUCGUGAAGCACAUCCUCAUUGAGGAUUCAAACAAAAGGGAGUCAAGAGCUACCAAGGCAAAGGAGAUGGCUUUCAAAGCCAAUCUCGUACAAAGCAAUAAUAAAAGACUUAAUAAAGGUGACAGAGCAAAUGGUAAUCCUCCUAAGGUGCACUUAACCGAAGGAGAUGAUAUAAUUGCUGCUAUCAUCUCUCAAGUGAACAUUAUAGCCAAUGUCAAAGAGUGGGUGGUAGACUCUGGGGCUACUCGGCACAUAUGUGCAAAUCGAGAAGCAUUUUCCUCCUAUACUCCUAUAGGGGAUGAUGAAGAAGUGGUCUACCUUGGUGACUCACGAACGGCUAAUGUUCUGGAUAAGGGCAAAGUAUUCUUGAAACUCACUUCAGGAAAAACUUUGACUCUCAAUGAUGUGCUGCAUGUGCCCAACAUUCGGGCAAAUCUGGUUUUCGUAGCAUUGCUAGGAAAAGUUGGAGUGAAAGUGUUAUUCAAAUCUGGAAAGAUUAUAAUAACUAAAAAUAAUGUAUUUGUAGGCAAGGGCUACUGUAAUCAGGGACUUUUUGUACUUAACAUUUCCAAUGUGAUAAAUGAGAAUGCUUCUUCUUCUGCUUAUAUUGUUGACUCGAUUUCUUUAUAG
Messenger RNA from Coffea arabica (coffee), 996 nucleotides. RefSeq lists its product as uncharacterized. The record is from RefSeq and is a predicted model, not a curated record. Lineage: Eukaryota; Viridiplantae; Streptophyta; Magnoliopsida; Gentianales; Rubiaceae.